CCUCGUUCCGAGCGCAGCGAGGCCUGGAUUCCCUUUAAUCGAGAGAGAGAGAGAGAGUCGGAGAUGUCGGGGAGAGGCAAGGGAGGCAAGGGGUUGGGGAAGGGCGGGGCGAAGCGGCACCGCAAGGUCCUCCGCGAUAACAUCCAGGGCAUCACUAAGCCCGCCAUCCGCCGCCUCGCGCGCCGCGGCGGCGUCAAGCGCAUCAGCGGUCUCAUCUACGAGGAGACCCGUGGUGUCCUCAAAGUCUUCCUCGAGAACGUCAUCCGCGACGCCGUCACCUACACCGAGCACGCUCGCCGGAAGACGGUCACCGCCAUGGACGUUGUCUACGCUCUGAAGCGCCAGGGUCGCACCCUCUACGGCUUCGGCGGUUAGGGUUAGGUCCUUUUUUUUUUCAUGUCGAAAAGGAAUUAGAAAAAGGAAAACGAGGGUUGUUAUCUUUGUUCCUUGUGAAUGUUUUUGUGAUUUGAUGGCGGUAUGGGUUGUAGAAUAUUGUUAACGGAAACGGUUUUCUUGCGAUAUAAAAAAUAUCUGAUGAUCUUUUCCACGUGA
Molecule: messenger RNA, 552 nt
Organism: Phoenix dactylifera (date palm)
Lineage: Eukaryota; Viridiplantae; Streptophyta; Magnoliopsida; Arecales; Arecaceae
Product: histone H4-like
Cellular component (GO): nucleosome
Molecular function (GO): structural constituent of chromatin; DNA binding; protein heterodimerization activity
Source: RefSeq, a predicted model, not a curated record